AUGGCAUCUGCACGAUCAAAAAUCGAUAGUAGUGGUGAAUUUAUUUGUCAACGAUAUACUGAAUUAAGUGAUGCUAUUCGUGCAAAAAAUAAACUUGAAGAUCGUCUUCUUAAUGUUCGUUUAAAAUUUUAUGAACGUGAAAAAAAUAUACGUUUAAAUAUAUUACAUAGAGAACAACGUCAAUUAGAACGUAUACGUGCAACAUUAUAUAAAGAAACUAAUAGAAUUCAAGUUGAACAACAAACUAUUAUAUUACCAUCAUGGAUGCUUUAUAGACCAAAAUUAGAAAAUCAAAUAUUUCAAUUAACAUCACCAGAAAUCAUUGUUAACGAUUGGGAAUGGAAUUCUACGGAAAUUCAAUCAGAAAUCAAUCUAUCAAAUACAAUAGAUAAUAUUCGUUGUCAUACAUCGCGAUAA
Messenger RNA from Rotaria sordida, 417 nucleotides. The record is from the annotation of a GenBank genome assembly. Lineage: Eukaryota; Metazoa; Rotifera; Eurotatoria; Philodinida; Philodinidae.